Molecule: messenger RNA, 2361 nt
Organism: Bicyclus anynana (squinting bush brown)
Lineage: Eukaryota; Metazoa; Arthropoda; Insecta; Lepidoptera; Nymphalidae
Product: mediator of RNA polymerase II transcription subunit 25
Exons: 16
Coding region: 120-2228 (702 amino acids)
Biological process (GO): positive regulation of transcription by RNA polymerase II
Cellular component (GO): transcription regulator complex; mediator complex
Source: RefSeq, a predicted model, not a curated record
ACUGUGAAAGAAAUAGAACAAGAGUCAAGAGGUGUAUGUUUGUGAAAUAAAAAUUAAUAAUGUUUAUUUACAUUUUGUAAAAUAUGUUUUAACUUAAUGUUAGAUAAUAAGUUAUAACAAUGGUGGUGAACGCGCCGGACUCACCUACACAAGCAGAAGUGAUUUUUGUCAUUGAAGCUACAUCUGCCAAUAGCGCCUACAUAAAUGAACUGAAAACAAAUUAUAUCGUACCUACACUCGAAUAUUUCCAUGGUGGUGCACUAGAGGAAGGAGUUGGCAGUGGCUCAGUGUAUGGCAUAGUUGCAUACCAGGCGGCAGACUGCCACCCCGGCCUGCCUGUCUCUACCUUUGGACCCUUCACAUGCCCACAGGCAGUUGUUGAGACAGUUGACAAAAUACAGUAUAUAGGUGGUCAUGCAGAAAAUAGAGCCUGUGUAACUGAGGCGCUGACAGCAGCUCUAGCAUGUUUGGAGGAGUUGGGCAGAUCAGACAUCCCGCUGCAUGUGAUACUGCUGUGCUGUUCUCCGCCCUACUCUGCAUACGCUGGGGGAUUGGUGCCACCAGGUGCGCCGUCCACUGUGGAGCAAGCUGCGAGGCUGGUGGGCGAGCGGGGCGCGCAGCUGUCGGUGGCGGCGGCUAAGAAGCUGCCCGCGCUGCUGGCGCUGUACGAACAUGCCGGUGGUGAGCUGCACGCGGCACAACAGAGGAAUUAUGCCAAGGACCCCCGUCAUUUGGUUCUACUGCGAGGUUACAACCUGAAAGAGCGACCGCCGAGUCCAGCGCCGCCUCCCGUGCCUGACAUACAGACAGAUGUCUACGGCCAGCCGCCGGUGCGCAGCGCGGUGCCGCAGGCGCGCGUGCCGCCCGUGCAGUUCAGCCCGCGCGCCGCCGUCGGCCCGCGCGGCAACUGGCUCGCGCCGCCGCGCGCGCCCGCCUACGCCAACUCCGCGCUGCUCACGCAGCUGGCGCAGCCGUCCUACCCGCCGCCGCCCACGCAGGCAAACUUGCAGCGUAUGCAAAUGCAGCCGGGUCCGUCGAGCGCGGUCGUGGGCGCGCCCCCGGGCGGCGUGGGCGUGGGCGUGGGCGCGGGCGCGCCGGUGCCCGUGGGCGUCGUGCCCGCCAUGCAGCGCACGUACAUCUGGAGCGGCGUGCUCGAGUGGAUGGAGAAGGGCAAGACGCCGGGCGACCAGCAGAAGGUCACCAAACAUCUGCCGUGUCAGGUGUCAGCAAACUCGAAGGAUGUGGAGCCGGAGCUGAAGGUGGACACGUGGCCCACCAAGCUGCUGAUGCAGCUCAUGCCCAAGCAGCUCAUCAGCAACAUCGGCGGGCAGUACCUCAAGGACAGCAAGUCCGUGCUGUUCCACCUGCAGCAGAACGAGGCGCUCGACGCGCUCACCAAGGUCAUGGUCAGCGGAUUUGCUGGGUGCGUGCAUUUCUCUCCGAUGUCUUCGCCUCCACAGUGCGACAUCAAAGUACUGAUCCUACUGUACACGUCGGACAAGAAGGCCUAUCUCGGCUUCAUACCCAACAACCAGGCCACAUUCGUCGACAGAUUACGAAAGGUGAUCCAGCAACAAAAGCAGAGCAAACUGCUCACUCCCGGUGGCGCCGCGCCCGGGAUACCUCCUAACAUGCCUAACGCCUCCAUGACAGGUAGCGGAAUGGGUGCGGGCGGUAUGCCUUCUGGGCUAGGGCUCGGGCAAGGACUGGGCGGCGCGCUCUCCGUCCCCAACAUGUCCAAUCAGCAACAGCAGCAGCAACAUCCACAGGGUAUGAUGAUGAGCGGAGGUAUGGGUGGCCAAGUCAACCAAGUAGGCCAAGUGGGGCAAGUGAACCAAGUCGGUCAAGUCAACCAGGUCGGCCAAGUGGGGCAAGUUGGGGGGAAAGGUCCCCGUGGUGUGCCGCUGGAUGGAUUGGAAGCGGCCAGGCAGCAGAACCUUGAGAAGAUACAGCAUCUACAGCAGACCUUGGAGGCGGCGCACCAGCAGGAGGCGCAGUUCAAGUCGCAGAUGGACAUCAUGUCUCACCUGCACGCCGCGCAGCAGCAGGAGCAGCACUAUAAGCAGCUCGAGGAGCAACAGCGCAAGCACCAGCUGCAGCAGCAGUUGCAGCAGCUGCGCGGCGCCGGCCCGCGGCUCAUGCGCCCGCUCAUGCCCACCAACCCCGGCCUGCGACACUUGCUGCAGCAGCAACAGCAGGCGGCGCGCGGCGGGCGGCCGCACAUGUGAGCGGAUAUUGACACGCUAACAACCACAGUACAGGCCAACCAGCGGGUCGGUGCGCCCGACGUCGUCGCAACAGUUCGACGACGUAUCAAAUUAUGAUUUUAUAUAAAAAAAUAUACAAAAAUACCAUAAACAA